Molecule: messenger RNA, 1500 nt
Organism: Agelaius phoeniceus (red-winged blackbird)
Lineage: Eukaryota; Metazoa; Chordata; Aves; Passeriformes; Icteridae
Gene: CMTM3
Product: CKLF like MARVEL transmembrane domain containing 3
Cellular component (GO): membrane
Source: RefSeq, a predicted model, not a curated record
CCAUGGAGGACCCCGAGUCCGCGGAGACCGCAGCACCGCCAGGGCUGAGCUCGCUGCUUCCCCCCCGGGAGUUCCUGCGCUCCCGCAAGGGGCAGCUGCUGCUCGCAGAGUCGGUGCUGUCAUUUAUCAUCUUUAUCUGCUAUAUUGCAUCUCUAGCAGCUUCUUUCAUGAUGGCACCACUCCUAGAGUUUCUGCUGGCACUGUUUCUUUUUUUUGCCUACGCCUCCAAGCUUAAUGAGAAGUUUAAAGGAGUCCACUGGCCUUUGGCGGAUUUCUUGCGCUGUGUCACCGCUGCCAUCAUUUAUUUUGCCAUUUCAAUUGCUGCUGUCUCAAAAUACAGCGAUGGAGCAUCGAAAGCAGCAGGGGUGUUUGGGUUUGCAGCCACCAUUGUGUUUGCCGUUGAUUUCUACAUCACCUUCAAUGACCUGGUCACUUUCCUCAAGCAAGGCAGCUCCGAUUCCCCCGAGGGGCACAAGACAGAAGAUGAGGACUCCGACUCUGACUCAGACUGAAGAACCAAACACCAACCAAGCGUGAAGGGAAGAUGAUCAAGCACUUUCCUCUUUGCUGAAUGCACUGCCAAUUGAAAUAUUCCCUCAUUUCAGCCCCUUUCCACUUCACUGUUAAUGGAAUCACCAGAGCCCAGACAGGGCAGUGAUGUGGAAAAGGAGACUGCUCCCAGUGCCAUUGAACACUCCUUGGCAACUACAGAUCCUACAGCAGAUCUGUCCAAACAACACAGCUCAAUUCUCUGUUGCCCCUCCCCACCCAGCACAUCCCUGUCCCAAGUGGGAACAGCAUUUUUAACAUUUACAGCUUUUAAUGUGCUUUCAUCAUUCCAAACCUUUAACACUUAGAGCUUUUAUACUUCUUGACAUGCCAAAGAGGAGAGGUUUGGAUGCCUGUUUUUAUUUUUCUUGAUUAACUAACAGUAUUUCUUUAUCCUGUUUGAAUACUCCAAGCACUGAAGGCAAGGAGUGCUGUUAUCAAUACCUUUGUAUCUCCUGUCUAUCUGUGACAAGGAAAAGUGACAACUGGAAAUCUGCAGCAAGAGCAAACCUCAAAGUAUAAUGGUGCUGCAGGGCAGCUGGCUCAUAAAACCCUCAGUAUCCCUUGUUUAAAGCUGCUUGGAUGGAGUCACAUCCCCUCUACUGCAGUUUCACCACAGGAUGGGGUGGAGCAGGUGAGGCAGCUCUGGCAGCCCUGUCCUGUUGUUGUGGAAGCCCUGGGAAGGCAGGCUUGGCAAAUGCCUCCCAGCAGGGCCUGCCUGGUGACACCUGCAGCUGUUUGUGCCCCAGGCACCUGUGCUGAUGUCCUGCUCUGGGCCAUGGCCACUGCUGCUGCCACACUGAAUGCACCCAGGCCCCAGGAGGGCAGUGCCCCCUCCCCACUGUGAAAAGGCCAAGAAACAGCCCCAAACUACAGAAUGUCUGCAAUGAAUUCAUCUCCCCAGCCCCCUUUUUCAGUGGGGCUGGGUGGGGUGGGUUGGUUGGUUUUUCU